AUGGCAAUCCAAACAGAGCAACUGGUCACGCGCCCUUUCAGCGAAAUCAUUGAGCGAGGUAACGAAGCUAUCGCGCAGGCUGAGGAUGUCGCCGACGAAGAUGAGGAUGUGAGCUGGAGGAUGCUCAAAGCGGGGCAGGCCCUCGUCAAGGAGGGUGAGAGAGCUAUGAAAAGACUAGCCCCCAUGGUUAAGGAUCAGACGCCCGAGUUUGGUGAUGCGCUCAAAGAUCUAAUGACACGAGACGGCGAGGUCAAGGAGAAACAGCGAGCCUUGGAUGGCAUGCUUUACGACUUUGAGGAUUAUAUCGAGGUUGACUCUUUCGACGAGGCCAAAUUCAAGGAGCUCCAGGCUGCUGCGAAGUCUCUUGCGCUCACGAUAAUGGAAGCAGUCAGAGGAAUGGUCAUCGAGCCGACCAAGGAGCUGCCACGGCCGACCGUUUUCCCCCCGCUACCCCCUCUCCCUCGAACAGCGCGCACCGGUUCUCAAUCAUCCAAGACGUCAACCCAUCCAGUACGACCUGCAACAUCGGUACCCAGCAAGGAGUCUCAACAACAUUCCCUCUGGCCGAAUAAGCAAUCUUCCACAAAGGGCACGAGAGUCAGGUCGGGUUCGACUGGGGCAUCUAACGCACCAAUACCUAGCAGUCCAGAGGCCUGGCCUCGACCGCCUACGAGCCCACAGGCUGCUCCGUCACCCCAAGCCGAUCGUGACUCUGGUCGUUUCGACUUCGGUGUCGACCCGCGGACGACACAAUGGGCUCAACAGCCACUGGCACCCCCUCCUGUGCCUCGGUCUGUCCCUUCUCAGCCUAUGCCUCAUGCGAUACCGCCGCAACACUUUGGUCAUGCAAUCGUCCUACCAAACCGAGCCCAGGCUUCACCUUCACCAACACUAUCAUCCCGAGCUUCCCCACCUCAAGUGCUGCCUCUACAGUCAAUACCCUCGGGGCCUGAUUACCUUCGAGCUGAGAUGGAAAGAAUUCGCCUCGCCGCAGAACCUAUGAGCCCGGUCGAGAGGCGGCUAGGCGUCCAUCUGGCGCACCUAUCCUCCUCCCCUGAACCCCUGGCGGCGUCUCUGGCCUCGGCAUGGGCCACAACUAUGGUGACCACGGGCCAACAUCGCACCCCGAUCGACACGCGAGAUGCCAGGGUACCGAGCCUUUCGGAGCGCGAGAACAAGUCCAUUCUGAUUGAAGAAUGGGCGUCAUCAGACAGGUCAACAAUUCCAGAUACCACAUCCACCAUAGGCAACCCGUCGUGGAAAGUAGUUGAUCUGGUCAUCGGACCCGAUAGUUCCUUCUAUGAGAGGAAGGGGUUCUGUAAGGGGGCGAAAACCUUUAGAGAAAGUGGACCUGGUGAUGCUGUCAAGAAGGUUGGUGGUGCAGGAGAUGUGCCGAAACCUACGCCGUACACGCAGGAUAUUCUGUACGGACACAUGUUCAGCGCACCGCCCCCAGUAUUCGCAGACGCCAAGGCGCAAUGCAUGCACUGCGAGUAUGAGCACAAAUACAGCCAGUUGCUGCAGGAUACUGACAAGGAGUCUAUUGCCGAUCUCCAAGGCGAAGGCAUCCGUUACCGUCGUCGAUUCCUCUACAAGUCGCAUAUGGCGACCAGGCACAUGACCAAGACAUCCUAUGGAUGCCCGUUCUGUGUUCACAUUGGCUCAACGACCUACGAAGGCGACGCCACCGUCUUCCCGUCCGCCGCCCUUCUCCUGCGUCAUCUUGCCCGCCACCCGCAACCGCUACCCGACGUCCCCGGCUUGACUGUCUUGUAUGGCACCAUCACUGGCGAGCCUAACGAGCACGACUUUGACAUACACUUUCCCAACCCUGCCGCUCCACCAGGCGGGCCUCCAGAUGGCGGAGCGUCGCUGCCGUCGGCCGUCGCUACACGUGAUCAUGUCCAGAUGCCAGAUGAGAAGCCCCUUGCCCGGCCUGAGCCCGGCACAGAAGUCCUCCAGUUCUUUGCAGGAGCGCGGAUAAUCGGCGUUGAAUUCCCAGAACGCUGGGGCGGCAAGUGGUGUCUCGGGUGGCACGAUGGCAUGUUUGGUGCUUUCCAGGCUCGAUGGGUACAGCUCGAGGCACCGCGAAGGGGCAAGCUGGCGGGACAGGCGCCACCGCGUACGCAACGAAGUGGCGUUGCUAGGUGGAAAUGGGAUGUCAAGGCCGGAAAUGGGCCUGGCUGGUUAGGCUUUGACAAGGGAGAGACCAUCACAAAUCUAGACUGGGACGAUCCAGACGCUUGGUACUGGGUCGGUACUACCAGCAAGGGUAAACAUGGCAUCUUCCCGACUUCUCAUAUGAAGAUCGAGACCAUCAAGGACGGUUCGCUGGAGGGAUUGACCUCGCCAGUCAAGCCCAAGAAGAGAGGCUUUUUCGGUUUGGGCAGACGCAACAGCAGUGCCGCUCCAUCGGAACAUGGAUCUGGCCAUUCCCACAAGUCAUAG
Verticillium alfalfae VaMs.102 is the source of this 2448-nucleotide messenger RNA. RefSeq lists its product as hypothetical. Bases 1 to 2448 code for a protein of 815 amino acids. The transcript is spliced from 5 exons. Lineage: Eukaryota; Fungi; Ascomycota; Sordariomycetes; Glomerellales; Plectosphaerellaceae. The record is from RefSeq and is a predicted model, not a curated record. Gene Ontology annotation, molecular function: protein binding.